Messenger RNA from Aspergillus nomiae NRRL 13137, 741 nucleotides. RefSeq names its product C2H2 type zinc finger domain protein. The transcript is spliced from 3 exons. The record is from RefSeq and is a predicted model, not a curated record. Lineage: Eukaryota; Fungi; Ascomycota; Eurotiomycetes; Eurotiales; Aspergillaceae. The coding region runs from base 10 to 741 and encodes 243 amino acids.
ACAGCCAGCAUGUCCAAGCGCUCCCGGAGCAUCUCUAGAUCCUCCUCUGUUGGCCAGCUUCCAGAGACCGGUUCAAGGUCCUCGUCGCCAGCAUCUUCCAUCACUUCUGUUGAACGACCCAGAAAACAUCUAUCCGACACCGCCAAUUCUGGGAUAGAAGUAAUGCAUUGCUCACUGCCGCCGCAUCGGGAGACACUCUCGUUCCCCUCAUAUGAUGACUACGAAGUUCAUUACAAACAAACGCAUGUUAACAGAUGCACAGCGUGUGGGAAGAACUUUCCCACUGACCGUUUCUUGAAUCUACAUAUUGAGGAGAACCAUGAUCCUUUGAUUGCCGCGAAAAAAGACCGGGGAGAAAAGACUUACGGGUGUUUUAUUGAAGAUUGCGAGCGGAAAUGCUCGACGCCGCAGAAACGCAGGAUGCACUUGAUAGAUAAACAUAUGUUUCCCAAGACCUACAAUUUUUACAUAGUGAACGAUGGUAUAGACAAGCAGACCUCUAUGCUGCGACCUGUGAACUCGCAUAGACGUCGAAUUUCGGCAACUCCAACUUCCCCACAGGAAGGUCGGCUUAGACACCGACAAAGCUCUCUAUCUUAUUCUAAACCAGUUCCUGGACAGGACAUAGUCCCUCAGCCACAACCGGGUGAAUCGGAAAUAGCUCAGCUUGAGAGGUCAAUGUCUGCUUUGCGAUUUGUCCCAACGAGCGUUGCAAAAGGCCAUGGUAGACGAUCCAACUGA